AUGAAGUGUAUUGCGUUAGCGGUGGCUGUGUUAUUGGUUGUAUGCCAUGUGGGCUUUACUUAUCCAACGAACGACAAAGUAUCCUAUCAAGGAUACAAAGUUUUUAAUUUGAAUAUUGAAAAUGAAAAUCAACGUAAUUUUCUAAUUGAUUUCAUCGAAAAUAAUAAUGCUGGGGUUUCCAUAUGGCAUCAGGAUUUUAACAGCAUGGAUAUUUUAGUCGAUCCUAAAACCCAGAUGUACUUCCACAAUGCUACUAUGGCUAGAGGUUUUCGUUUGAAGGAAGUUAUUUCUAAUUUGCAAAGUUUAAUUGAUGAGGAGAAACCCUAUGAAGGUGACGAUUCCGACGAAUUUAAUUGGACCCGCUACUAUGAAUUGGAAGAUAUCUAUAAAUUCUUAGAUGAUAUUCUGGCCAAAUAUCCAAAAGUUACUGAACCCUUUACCAUUGCUCAGUCCUAUGAAGGUCGUACGGUUAGAGGCAUCAAAAUUUCCCUUAAAGAAGGAAAUCCUGGCAUUUACAUUGAAUCCAAUAUACAUGCACGUGAAUGGAUUACUUCGGCCACUGCUACCUGGUUUAUCAAUGAAUUGCUGACAUCAACGGAUCCCGAAGUUCGUAACUUGGUGGAAAAUUACGAUUGGUAUAUUGUGCCGGUGUUGAAUGUUGACGGUUUCACUUAUUCACACAAUAAGGACCGCUUGUGGCGUAAGACCCGCCAACCUGUUGCACACUCAACCUGUAUUGGUACCGAUGGUAAUCGCAAUUUCGAUUCAUAUUGGAUGGUUAACGGUGCCUCAUCGAACCCUUGUGCCAGUGAUUAUGCCGGACCACAAGCUAAUUCUGAACCAGAAAUUAAGGGAGAAUCGGAAUUUUUAAGUGCAAAUAAGGAUAAAUUCAAUAUCCUUUUGGCAUUCCAUUGUUAUUCGCAAAUGCUAUUGUCGCCCUAUGGUCAUACCUUGGAAUUGCCACCAAAUAACGAUGAUCUAGAGAAAGUUGCUGAUGCCUAUGCCAAGGCUGUCAUCAAUAUGCCAUAUAAAACUGAAUAUACCUAUGGUACAUCGGCUGGUGCUAUGUAUUAUGCCCCCGGUUCGACCAUUGAUUUUGCCUACAAUGAAGCUGAUAUCAAAAUCACCUACACCAUUGAAAUGCGGGAUACGGGUCUUCAUGGUUUUGUAUUGCCUCCCACUCAUAUCCUGCCCAAUUGCAAGGAAACCAUGGCCGGUAUUGUGGCCCUAGUCAAGGAAGCUCAAAAUUUGGGUUAUAUGAAACCAAAAUAUUUGUAA
This is a messenger RNA of Musca vetustissima, 1278 nucleotides long. Its product is annotated as zinc carboxypeptidase-like. Gene Ontology annotation, biological process: proteolysis. The record is from RefSeq and is a predicted model, not a curated record. Gene Ontology annotation, molecular function: metallocarboxypeptidase activity; zinc ion binding. The transcript has 5 exons. The coding region runs from base 1 to 1278 and encodes 425 amino acids. Lineage: Eukaryota; Metazoa; Arthropoda; Insecta; Diptera; Muscidae.